This is a messenger RNA of Hypanus sabinus (Atlantic stingray), 7896 nucleotides long. RefSeq names its product solute carrier family 23 member 2-like. Lineage: Eukaryota; Metazoa; Chordata; Chondrichthyes; Myliobatiformes; Dasyatidae. Bases 927 to 2873 code for a protein of 648 amino acids. Gene Ontology annotation, molecular function: transmembrane transporter activity. Gene Ontology annotation, cellular component: membrane. The record is from RefSeq and is a predicted model, not a curated record. The transcript is spliced from 16 exons. Gene Ontology annotation, biological process: L-ascorbic acid metabolic process; transmembrane transport.
GGCGGGGGUGUGGGGAGAGACGAAUUAUGUUGAUGGAUCUGCAGAUCACGUACAGGCCAGGAAGAGUAAGAUUCGAAGAACUCCUUCCUUGGAGGACAUUUGGUAAAACAAAAAAACCCAUUCAUAACCAGCACGAGAAAAUCCGCAGAUGCUGGAAAUCCGAGCAACACGCACAAAAUGCUGGAGGAACUCAGCAGGCCAGGCAGCGUCUGUGGAAAAGAGUACAGUCGACGUUUCAGGCCAAGACCCUUCAGCAGGAUUGACCCAUUCAUAACCCAAGGGAACAGACGGCAGCUCCUCUGUGGGCUGAUAAACGAUAAAAUUUCGACUAUUACUUCAGAGGGAGCGUUUGGGUUGUAGGGUGGGAACAGAAUUAAUGGAAGGGGAAAUCAGAUCAAUAUCUAGCCAAAUGCAAAGCAAACUUAAAUCAUUUAUAAUAGGUUAAGCGUUGAGAUGAGAGCAUGGUCUGCAGCAGACGCCAAGCAUAUGACUGCAGAUGGCGCUUCGUCCAAACCGAGUUGCUUUUUUAUUGGUGGAUUGCGUUUUUGAUUCAGUUCUCCAUGAAUGACGUUGAGCGGAGCGGGUGAUGCCUUCCGGCUGCAGCAGCACAGUUUUCAUUGCAGGGAAAGGGAGCCGUUGUCGAGCUGUUGGAAGCCGGUCAGGGAGCCGUAUCUCGCCGGCACGGUGGCAGGCGAUACCAGUGUGGCCGGAGCAUCGGUAGGCCUCACUCGCAGGUCACGGGACAUUCGACAAAUCAGCAGGUCAUGUCGUUAGUGUCUGUGACGAGUACGUGACCAUCCUUGAGGCUGGCGUGAGAGAACUGACCCUCCCCCCCCCCCCCCAUCCCACCCCAUCCAGCCUAAUCCAUACACUAUUUUUAUAUCCAUCGCACCCCGCCCUUUCCUCUUGGCUCCUCCCGGGAAUCGAUGGGAAUCGGGAAAAACACAACCACCAAGGGAAGCAUGGAGACCGGUAGCGCCUCUGACAGCCAGUACGAGGAUGAGAAGCACUCGGCUGCGUUCUUCCCGGUACCGGUGGUGAUUAAUGGAGUUGUUCCAGCCAGCAGUGAGCAGGACACGGAGGUCACUGAGCUGAUGGCGGUGUAUGGGAAAGAUAACAACAUGGCAGAGAAGCAUUCCUUGACCGAUGUCUCUAACAGCAGCGCUGCUUUGGACGCCCAGAGGAUGGACAUGAUAUACACCAUUGAAGAUGUUCCACCCUGGUACCUCUGCGUAUUCCUGGGUCUGCAGCACUACCUGACCUGCUUCAGUGGCACCAUCGCCGUACCCUUCCUGCUGGUGGACGCUAUGUGUGUUGGCUUUGACCAGUGGGCUACCAGCCAACUGAUUGGGACCAUCUUCUUCUGUGUGGGUUUGACCACCCUGCUGCAAAGCACGCUGGGAUGCAGACUUCCCUUGUUCCAGGCCAGUGCCUUUGCUUUCCUAGCUCCUGCCCGAGCAAUCCUGUCCUUGGAUAAAUGGAAGUGCAACAACACAGGUAUAACCUUCACAAAUAGUUCUGAAAUGGUGGACACAUCGCAUAUUUGGCAUCCAAGGAUACGAGAGAUCCAGGGAGCCAUCAUUAUGUCUUCCCUCAUCGAGGUGCUGAUUGGUUUCCUAGGGCUGCCGGGCGUGCUUCUGAGCUACAUUGGUCCACUCACCAUAACCCCAACAGUGGCUCUGAUUGGCCUGUCAGGUUACCAGGCAGCAGGAGAGCGAGCAGGGAAGCACUGGGGUAUUGCAAUGCUGACAAUAUUCUUGGUGCUGUUUUUCUCACAAUACGCGCGGAACGUCAAGCUGCCUCUUCCGAUUUAUAAGUACAAGAAGGGAUGGACAGCAUACAAGCUACAGCUAUUCAAAAUGUUCCCGAUUAUUUUGGCCAUCUUAGUGUCGUGGCUUCUGUGCUUCAUCUUCACGGUGACUGAUGUCUUCCCACCGGACAGCAACCAGUAUGGCUACUAUGCACGCACUGACGCAAGGAAAGGAGUUCUGUCUGUGGCGCCGUGGUUCAAAGUUCCUUACCCCUGUCAAUGGGGUCUCCCAACCGUCUCAGCAGCAGGUGUGAUAGGGAUGCUGAGUGCAGUGGUUGCCAGUAUUAUCGAGUCCAUCGGUGAUUACUACGCCUGUGCCAGGCUGUCCUGUGCUCCUCCCCCACCGGUUCAUGCAAUCAACAGGGGCAUCAUGAUUGAAGGUUUAUCCUGUGUACUGGAUGGGCUGUUUGGCACUGGAAAUGGGUCCACGUCCUCCAGCCCCAACAUUGGAGUGCUGGGAAUCACAAAGGUGGGAAGCCGGAGGGUGAUACAGUACGGGGCCGUGAUGAUGCUUCUGCUGGGGACUGUCGGAAAGUUCAGCGCCCUCUUUGCCUCGCUCCCAGACCCAGUCCUCGGGGCACUCUUCUGCACUUUGUUUGGGAUGAUUACAGCUGUGGGACUGUCUAACCUUCAGUUUGUUGACCUCAACUCCUCUCGCAACCUCUUUGUCCUGGGAUUCUCCAUCUUUUUUGGUCUCAUGUUGCCUAGCUACUUGAAGCAGAAUCCCCUGGUAACAGGUAUCGCUGAAAUUGACCAAGUCCUGAACGUGUUGCUGACAACUGCCAUGUUUGUGGGCGGAUGUGUUGCAUUCAUCCUGGACAACACCAUCCCAGGAACCACUGAGGAGAGGGGUCUUCGCAAGUGGAAGAUUGGAGUGUCUGGGGCCAAGUGCUUGGACAGCAGAGACACCUACAACUUGCCUUUUGGCAUGAAGUAUCUCAAGCAAUACAGACUGUUCAGCUACCUGCCCAUCAGCCCAACCUUCACUGGGUACCUGUGGGACCGGUGCAGGGAAAAGGAGGGUUGUCGGAGGCGAGAUGAGGACCCAGAGUCAACCGUAUAGCACAUAGAAAGCCACACUGUCAUCUGUAGCUGUAGGAGCUCUUCCCGUCUGUUGUGUAUGUGUCCCCGACAAAGAGGUCUGGUGUGUGGUGUCACACUACCUCCCUUCCACUCCCUCCUCAACCAUCCACUGCAUACACUUAUACACACACACACACACACACAGACCACACACACAGACCACACACACAUACCUGAGAAACAAAAAAAAACCUUUUUGAGGUUUAGAUUGGGAUGGGAGCAGAGUUUUUACCUGUUUUCAGUUUGAUAUCUUCGUCAAGAGCCAUCACAAAUCUGCUCUUCAUCCGAGUCAUUUUUGUCUGUGCAACCAAAGCCAUUUUGGGGAGUGUGUUGGGAGCGAAAGCUUUGCAGUUUGAAAGCUGCUUGGACGCUGUGACCCGUUUUCCUUCUGUUGAGCAGAGGGUCGGGGCACUUAAUCAGGCGGGAUGUGUUGCAAGGCAUACAUGCUGAUUGGAUGUAGCAAAGUGACACAUUAAUAUGAGGAAACCUCAUGGAUAACUAUAGGCCAGUCAGCUCAACAAGUCUGUUCAGACAGCCUGGAACUUCACCUCACUAUUAACCCACCUCCCAAUCUGCAAAUAAAUGCUGGCACUGCUAGGAAAGUCAGGUGGUAUCUGUGGACCAACAGACAGAAUUAAUAUUUCAUGCCAGUGAUCUAUCUUCAAAUCAGGGGAAUGGUUAGAACUCAGUCACACUAACGUGAAGGGGCAGAGCUGGCGAGAACAAGGGGAAUGUCUGUGACAGGGUGGGGUUGCAGAGAAAGUGAACAGUAUCAAUAUUGGUGGUGCCAGUGGCGAUAUGUGAUGGGCCUUGUCUGAGGAAAUGAAACAAAGGGCGAAUACAGAAGGUGGUGGUUGAGGGCGUGGUUUUGUAGCUGUGAGUUAGAAAACACUGGAGGGGAACACUGCAAAUACUGGAAAUAUAAAACAGAAUCACAGAAGUGCUGGCUACUUCAAGUGAACUGGAAGGGCUGGUUAUCUGAAAUUGUUGCAUCCACUGUGAAGUCCAGAGAUCCACCGUACAUUGUCACGGGGUAGGGAAUCUGCGAUGAACAAACCCUCUAUGGUUGUCUGAUCAUCACUGAGCAAUGUGUUCAGCUUCUCACUAAUUGUACUGUCAUGGACGUUUUCUGUGCUCUGUCCACCCCUCGAAGUUCACUGUAUCUUGAAACAAGUUUAAUUUUGGAGGAAGAGUCAACCCUCGACGUUAAUUCUGUUUUUUUUUCACAGGUGCCAUCUUGUAUAUUGACCAUCUUCAGUAUUUCAUAUUGUUUCAGAUUUGCAGAAUCUGCUUUUAUUUGUUCAUUGUGAAACCCCUGAACAUUCAGCUUACUCAUUUGGAGAUAGAGCGUGGAGUAGACCCGGCUUUUUGAGCUGUAAUGCCCAACAACCUCCCCCCAACCCCGAAUUAACCCUAGCCUCACCACAGAACAGUUUACAAAUGGCCAAUUAACCUAGUAACUGCUACAUCUUUGUAUUGUGGGAGGAAACUGGAGCACCUGGAGAAACCCUACACAUUCCAUUGGGAGGAUGUACAGGUACCUUACAGAGGACUUUGGAAUUGAACUCUGAAUUCCAACACCCUGAACUUUAAUAGUGUUGCACUAACUGCUACACUAUCAUUGCAGUUUUAAGAUUUUAUCCACUCUCCACCUCCCCCUGCUACACUAUCAUGGCAGUUUUAAGAUUUUAUCCACUCUUCAUCUCCCCCUCGGAGAAAAAAGGUGUAUCUGGAUUUUUCUGUGGAUCUGUCUUUUAUUAAUUCUUGUGUUUGCCUUGAUCAGAAUUCGUUCACGUGAAUCUUGAUUGACCUCCUUAUUCCUUGUUCAGUCAUCACUACAGUCUGUUUUAAGCUUUGUCCCGUGGUUCCUCGGAGCUUGAAUGCUUUCCAUUGCUCUCGCUGCUUUCCUCUGCGCCCUCUCACCUGUGGUAUGAAAGAGUCCUGAGACGGUCAGAAGUGAGACGGUGGGCAUUCAGUCUGCUGUCAGUUUGCUUCUCCCUGUCUCUCACUCAUCACAACUUCAUGCUGAAAACGCUCAGCUGCCUGCACUCUAGACCACUCAGCCCUCUCUGUAGAGCGCUUAAUUUCCUUCUCGUGCUUCACAUUGUCAGCUUUCAAUUGAUAAUCAUUUGAAUCACAACGGAGUGGAGGGGUAGGGGAAGAAAGCAAAACAAUAGAGGUGUUUACGCCUACGUACGUUAUAUCACCCUCAUCUUAUUGGUAGGCACAUUAGGCUCCGGGCCUAGUGGCAUGCUCCUGCUGUUCUUGACUCACCCACCAGGUGCACAUGUAACACCUUUACUGCUUUUUCUAUGCCAUUCUAGCAUCCCUAGGAAGCUGGGUAAGAUUCCAGAAGGUGGGGAAUCACUGUGGCAAGGCUAUUGUACUGCUAAAUUUAUUCUCCUCUUGUGCUUUCUCAUCUCUUUAACCAGAAUGUUGCAUGUCACCAGUUAGUCAUCGGGCAGGGUCUCUUGGAUCAGCUGAUUUGCCGUAAACUCAAAACAACCCCCGAGUUCUGCCCUUUGGGACCUCCCUCCUUAAUGCCUUGUUGUCUGAGAGAUUUGGAGAGCAAGGCUGAUGCCUAUCUAUAUGGACAUGACAGAGUGAUGUUUGGAGAGAGCUGUUCUCCAUGUAAAGUUAAUCUUCAGAAAAUGACAUAAGUUGUGUCACACACACGUACACAAACACCUGCACAGACAUGUUGGAGCUUUAGCCCUGACUCAAACUGUGAUACAGUAGGACUGUGCACAACACACAAUUUGGAGAUUGUUGUGCAGAUCUAAAGACUCAUUGCAGCCCUAUGUGGGGGUGCUUUGGAGUGUCUUAACACUAGUGCUUAUUAUCCAUAUGUAGUUUUGAAAUACAUGCAUUCUUAGGCACCUGACGUAGAUUUUCAAUGCUAUGGAAUGCUUCCUUCAAGGAACGUUCCCAGUAUUAUUGAGCCUCAGAGGCAUUGUUGAUUAGGGGGUGCUGAUUACUCUGUCGGAUCACAGGGGAACAAAAGGCAUCUGAGGCCACCACUUUGUCCAGUGACCUGCCAUACCCUGAUUUGGAUAGAUUAGGAUUCAGCAUGGCGCGAUGCCUUCCGCUGUGGAAGGACUCCGGCAAGAGGAAUCUCACUUGAAGUCCCUGUGAGAAGCAAACCAGUGCCCACAGUUAUGAAAUGAAAAUAUUCACAAAGGUAAAGAUUUCAUCCCUGUGACACGUUUCUUACCUUUGGGAGUGUUUGGUCAGAGGCAUUGUUCCAUAUACUGUGGUGACUGUUGUAGCAUAGGAGCCCGGGGAGUGAUUAGUGAUUGAUCAACACAGAUAACACUUGCAGAAGAUUCACUACAAGGGGACCUCAGUGCCUCUGUGGGUCAGGGAUUGAAACGUUUCAGAGGAUAGGUGGGAUAGUUUGUGACCCAGUAACAAGCAGGUUGGACCAGUGUUCCCAGUGAUGGAUGUGGGGGAAAUUCCCGAAGGUUCAUUGCUGGGCCACUCAGUGUUUCAGGGAUGGGCUGACCCUGGAUGCUGGAACUCAAGUUUCAGGUUGCUUUACCAUCUAGACUCUAGCUUCGCACAGUUAGUCCAGGCUUUCGUUAAGUAUGUAAAUAAUAUGUCUAUAAAUAUAUAUAUAUAUAUAUCUGUGGGGUUUUUUUUAACUUUUCAGUUAAUGUUACCAUGCUGCUAGGGGAAAUGUGGGUUGGGGUUAUUCGGGUAUUUCAUGCUCUGAUAUUGGUUUGGUUUGUGUAAAUUGAGAGCAUUUCACUGGCAGCGUGUGUAUGCUAUAUUCCAGUCGAGUUUGUUCCUGCUGGCAAGCGUUGGUCAGGGGGCACCGUGGGACUUGCAACAUUGAAAUUACACGACAGGCCCCAUACGACUCACUACCAGAACUGUCGAUUGUUCUGCACUAUUCCCUGGCUGUACCUUUCCCAGCCUACCAUGGUCCUGUGUAGCCUCUGUAGCUGACAUCUUCGAGGGCAUAAAGGAGAAUAAAGUGUUUUCCUGGGGAGGUGGGUCCUCAUUGAGUGGCUGACAAUGUGCAUCAGUUUUGAGACACAAUGCUCUCAUGUGUUCUGUUCCACAGUGAAAAUGCAUUGGGGAGGAGCUAUCCCAGCAACUUGCUAUUGCAUUUUGACCCAAGGCUGAGCAAAGGCCUUUCCCAGCCUCACAAUUUCACACUUGGUUCAGUUCCACUCAACCCAGCUGAGGUCAGUAUUCGUGUGCCCAGCUAGCAGAAUCAAUUCUUAAGUUGUUUGGUGAUUUGUUUUAAUAUCUUUGUGGAGUUCGUUCCUUUGUGGCCAUUGCUGUGGUUUGCUCAGGCAAGGUCACAGUGCGUCCCUGGAGUGCCCACUUUGCGACUGGAUCGCGAGGUGGCGGUGGGGUGCCGGCACUGAGCUGAGGCCCAGCACUCAGCGUGGAAGCAGCCCCGCUGAGAGUCAGCAUUCGAUCAAUCAUGGGAAACAAAAAUGGGUGGGGGGGGGGGGGGAUUGAACAGACCCAGGUGCUCUUGGCCUGUUUGUGGACAGUAUUUUGUUUUAAUGCUCCACUCACCACUCAUCAUUCUGUCUAUUCCACGCUUCUCAAGCAUCGUUUGAGAGUAAAGAAAGAAAGACGGGCAUAAAAUGGUACCCUUCCCCUGUCUUGUUUGCUACCCACUGGCAGGAAAGCUCUCAGUUCCAGGCACACGCUUUUGCCAUGUUUAGUUUCAAUCCAGGUGGAUAUCGUUGCGCCUUGUGUUGUCUGAAAAGCUGCAAGGGUUGGUUAAAGAUUGCUCUGUGGCUGCCUGUCUGCUAACAAGAUAAUUUGUGCUUUUGUUUUGUAACCCUGUGCAAUAUCAGCACAUAGAGAUGCAGAUAAAUUUCAGGUGUAUUUUUCUAAUGUUGCAUCAUGGAUAUGUGUCAAAUCUAUUUAAAUACCUGUGAUCUCUUUGCAAGAAUUUCACAGGCUGUUGUAACAUCAUAACUGUUGAUCUCAUUCCAAGUUGGUUCAGUAAUUAAAAGAACUUAGCAAGGAAUCUA